AUGAUGAAGCGAUCAGUGCGUCCAUUGUUCAGCGUUCUGCUCGUCUUUGCUGCCGCCGCCGCAACUCUGUGUUUUCGGAUCAUUGUAUCCGGCGCCUUUGGAGACAUUCUUAGUAUUAGCGAUACAGAAGCUACAGAGAAGGUUCCCUCAGUGUUUAAUUCAGCUUUGUUGUCGUUUGCUGCGGUUGAUUUAGCUGAGAAGUCACUCAGACAAAACGUCGAGCAGCUGGUGGACAUGGAUUUCCGAAGCGAUAACUUCAAUCGCCAGCGAUCGUUUUUGUCGGCGGGUAGGUACCGUAUGGAUACUGGUGCUAGGUCCGUUAGGCGUGGGCCUAUGGAUCUCAGGUCGCCGGAGUUCUACACUCUGUGGUUGAAAUUCAGACGGUAUUUGCGGGAUUGGUGGCGCCACCGUCGGUUUGAUCCUGAUGUGAUGUUCGAGGUAGUCAACGUGUUGAAGACUGUAAACAUGACCGGAGGUUUGGGAUCCAGGCGGAAGUACAGGACGUGCGCGGUGGUCGGUAACAGUGGGAUUUUGCUCAGGCGUAAUCUAGGUGGAGAAAUCGAUAGCCAUGAGUUUGUGAUCCGAUUGAACAAUGCUAGAAUCGGUGGCUAUGAACGAUUUGUUGGCUCAAAAACCAGUCUCUCAUUCAUGAACAGCAACAUUCUCCAUUUAUGUUCACGUAGAGGAGGUUGUUUUUGUCAUCCAUACGGCGAGAAAGUGCCUAUAAUGAUGUACAUGUCGCAGCCAGUUCAUUUUCUCGAUUACGCUCUUUGCAAUUCAUCUCACAAAUCGCCAUUGAUGAUCACAGAUCCAAAGCUUGACGUUCUAUGUGCAAGAAUCAUCAAGUAUUAUUCAAUCAAAAGGUACUUGAAACAAACCGGGAAGCCAUUGGAAACAUGGAGCUCCGUUCAUGGAGGAUCCGAGUUCCAUUAUUCCUCCGGUAUGCAAGCAAUCAUGCUUGCUUUGGGGAUAUGUGACAAAGUUAGCAUCUACGGAUUCGGUAAAUCAGAUUCAGCCAAACAUCAUUACCAUACAAAUCAGAAAAAAGAACUUAGUUUACACGAUUAUGAAGCAGAAUAUGAUUUGUAUGAAGAUUUAGUCAACAACCCUGUAGCCAUCCCUUUCGUUUCAGAUAAGUUCAAAUUCCCUCCUGCAACUAUUCACAGAUGA
This is a messenger RNA of Lactuca virosa, 1170 nucleotides long. The record is from the annotation of a GenBank genome assembly. NCBI's taxonomy places the organism in Eukaryota, Viridiplantae, Streptophyta, Magnoliopsida, Asterales, Asteraceae.